Messenger RNA from Nothobranchius furzeri (turquoise killifish), 3201 nucleotides. RefSeq names its product protein GPR108. The record is from RefSeq and is a predicted model, not a curated record. Gene Ontology annotation, biological process: transport. Gene Ontology annotation, cellular component: Golgi apparatus; membrane. NCBI's taxonomy places the organism in Eukaryota, Metazoa, Chordata, Actinopteri, Cyprinodontiformes, Nothobranchiidae.
CAUCAUCUUCAUUCAAGACCCGGAAGUGAGAUUUUGCCAUCGUCUACACAAGCUAGCUGUUAUUUUUGCGUGAUGAAAGAACCGAUAAAGCUGGAAUUGUCCAACGCAAGGGUAUAAUUUAUAAAAAAUCGAUGGUAUUUAUGUGCCCACACAUUUUUACAGUAUAAAAUUUACUGUAACUUGCCUCGGCGUCUGUAAAGGCUGCUAACCAGCUUGUUGCUAGCCAUCUGGGAGAUUUUCAGUAGCUAAUAUCACCAGUUACCGUUAGCAGGUUUAGUGAUGGCUGUGGCACAAAUAAAAUGGUAUCUCGCUGGUGUUUUAUUUAUUUCAAUGCAGUCAGGAGGCGACGCAAGAAUACACACACUUACUCUGAAGAAUGAAACGCGAUUAGCUGUCGACCUCAAUAACUUUGGUUUCUUCGCCAACGGAACUCUAGAUGUCAAUCUGACUUCUUUGUCGAUACCGGAGAAGUUGAACUACUCUUCGUUACCUGUUGGUUUUAGCCUCUCCAGGUCACGUGUGAAUGAAGUGUUUUCCUACACAGCUGAGGAGACGGAGACGUGCCCUCUCAAAACAAAACCUACCAAUGGCGAGCCUCUCGUUCUUUUUCUUAUUGAUAUCAACAACCUUUGUGUCAAUGUGUACGCUAUGGGUUUCCAGAACAACACAUUGUAUGCAAAGCUAAAGGGUGAUACCAGUAAAGUUGAGAGGAAGUCGAGAGACACUUCUGCUUCUGGCUCAAAGGACAAUGGAAGCAAAAAUGAAUCUGAUAAAAAGAAAGAAGGUCAGACAGAAGAAACGCAUAUCACAGACAUUGAGAGAACCAAUUACCCCCUGGACAAAGACACCAACCUGACCUUAGAUUUGGGCAAAGAAAACGGCGUUUACAACUUCAGUUUCCACAUGCUGUUUGGUUUAAAGUCACAAGGUCUGUACAGCUUAAAGUUCCACUUCUGUCAGAACAUGUAUCCUCAAAACAAGCAUCCUUACUCGUUCACGGUGGCGGUGACGGAGAAGAAUCUUGAAGGCUUCCUGUCUGCAGCUGAAAUUCCAUUGUCUCGCCUUUACAUCUGCAUGGCUGGAGUCUUCUUCACUGCUGCCAUGGUCUGGGUGUACACACUCAUGAAGCACAGGUAUAGUGUGUUCAAGAUUCACUGGCUGAUGGCUGCACUGGCAUUCACCAAGUCCACAUCCUUGGUUUUCCAUAGUAUCAACUACCACUUUAUCAACACAGAGGGACAUCCUAUUGAAGGCUGGGCUGUCAUGUAUUACAUUACACACCUGCUUAAGGGAGCUCUAUUGUUCAUCACACUGGCACUGAUCGGCACCGGCUGGGCUUUUGUCAAAUACAUCCUAUCUGACAAGGAGAAGAAGAUUUUCAUGAUAGUAAUUCCUCUGCAGGUCCUGGCUAAUGUUGCCUACAUCAUCAUCGAGUCCACAGAGGAAGGCUCUAGUGAGUACUACCUGUGGAAGGAGAUCCUCUUUCUGGUUGACCUCAUCUGCUGUGGUGCCAUCCUUUUUCCUGUUGUCUGGUCGAUCCGUCACCUCCAGGAGGCUUCCAGCACAGAUGGCAAAGCUGCCAUGAAUCUGGAGAAGCUCAAGCUCUUCCGGCAUUAUUAUGUGAUGAUUGUGUGCUAUGUCUACUUCACAAGGAUCAUAGCCAUCUUGCUCAAGAUCACGAUGCCCUUCCAGUGGCAGUGGUGCUACGAGUUUCUGGUGGAAAUGUCUACUCUAAUCUUUUUUGUGUUGACGGGCUACAAGUUCAGACCAGCCUCCAACAACCCGUACCUCCAGCUCCCCCAGGAUGAAGAGGAUGUAGAGAUGGAUGAAGUAGUGACGGAGUCGGGUGCACUGGAAGGCAUUUCCAAAGUCAAGAAGACAUCUAACGCGACCGCCAGAAAGAGCCCACCUUGUAAUCAGAAAGCUGCAUCUUAAGAGAGGGACCAGCUGAUCACCCCCAGACUGAGCUGGUGUUAAAGGGCACACAUGGACCAAGGCUCCCUUCUUCCACUGAUGGCUCGCUGUCUGAAACUCGAGUGGCUCCAGAGGUCGUGCCCACUGUCUGGCUAUGCAAAACAAAAAUAAUAAUAUCCUCCAAUUCCUCGGACACUCCACCCAGAAAUGAAAAGUUUUCAGAGUCACAUGAACGGAUGGUGAUGUGAAAAAGGAGCUCUGUUGGUUUUUCCCCUUUUGUUUGUUUCUGGGUUUGUUUUUCUCCAAAGAUCAUUAUUAUUUUAGAAGAAGCCCUGCUUUGGAGUGCGUUUGUCAGCUAUUUAAAACUACUUUUGUGCCCCUCUUAGCCGUAUCUUCUCAUAGGUGACAUGAAAGUGUGUGUGACUUUAAGAAAAAGGAUUGGUGACACAACAAAUGGUUUUUUUUUUCUUCAGGAGACGAUAGCCCAUACUCAGGUAAAAGGCCCAUCUGUUUGUUAAACAUCAUUCUGUUUUAAGAUCGAUUACUGUCCCAUCGCUACACGCUACCUUACUUUUCUCAUGUGAUUUUAUUUUGAAAUUGGAUAUCUCCACGCAUUGACCUGCUGCUAAUUGAUAUGUGUGUUUUUCAGUAUGAGUGUUGAUGUUUGAGAGGAAAUCUGUUGUUUGGACUGCUGCUGUAAUUUAGUGCUUUAGUGGUUGAGGACGACAUACUUCUUUUUGAAUAAACACUUUGUCCAUAUACUGAUAACCAGGGCGAUGACCUACUUUAGGUAACAGCCAUGCUUGAUUUUUUUAAUUUAUUAUUUCUUGGCAUGUGUGCCAGGCUGGGCAGAAAAGUGACCUAACAGUUUUUUUUUUAAUGUUUCUGCUUUUGGUUUCACCUUGGUUUGCUCUUGAUGUGAAGCUUAUUUAACUUUGGUUUAUGACUGAUCCACAUUCAAGAUCAGUGGAAGGAUCAUUUGCUAAUUAUUUGUAAAUAAGAUGGUUCUUACAAAAAGAGAUGCAUUUACGCUUUGCUAUUGAGUCUCGGAUGGAAUUGGUGGCUCAGUUCCAGCAAUCUUUUCUUUUUGGUUCCUAUUAAGGGAACAAAGAAAAGCCUCUGAUUUCAUCACAGGUCCCUCCUUUCAGAAGAAAAGACUCUGUGGUGUUUACACGCACCCUCUGUGCUCUGGGAGUCUGAUAAAUUGGGAAAUUGAAGGUUUUUGCUUGUUACAGAAGGCUGGCUGUAUGUGUGAACUGUCACAAUAAAACUGGUCACAAAACAAAA